This is a messenger RNA of Colletotrichum siamense, 951 nucleotides long. RefSeq names its product Fumarylacetoacetase (gene fahA-1). Gene Ontology annotation, molecular function: fumarylacetoacetase activity. Gene Ontology annotation, biological process: homogentisate catabolic process; L-phenylalanine catabolic process; L-tyrosine catabolic process. The transcript has 2 exons. Lineage: Eukaryota; Fungi; Ascomycota; Sordariomycetes; Glomerellales; Glomerellaceae. The record is from RefSeq and is a predicted model, not a curated record. The coding region runs from base 1 to 951 and encodes 316 amino acids.
AUGAAGUCCUGGCUACCAAUUGCCCCACGAUCUCACUUCUCGCUCCAAAACAUCCCUUUCGGGGUGAUAUCCAGCAACGAAAAGCAGCAGCAUCGCCCGGCUGUUGCUAUUGGGGACCAUGUUCUUGACCUAGACGCAUUCGCUCAAGGCGGUGGCUUUCGCAAAGCGCCUACGCUCUCGGCAGAUCAAUUGAAAGUCUUUUCGCAGCCUACCCUCAACUCAUUUGCGGAAUUGGGACGGCCAGUACAUCGAAUCGUCCGGUCGUACUUGCAAGAGGUCUUUCAAGACAGCACCCCUCACCCAGACAUCCUUAAGGACAACGACGCCCUGAAGAAAUCGGCUUUGCGUCCUGUAUCGGAAGUGUCUUUGCAGCUCCCUUUUGCGAUAGGAGAUUACACGGACUUUUUCGCCGGGCGCAAUCACGCGCACAACGUCGGCACCCUGUUUCGCGGAGCGGCCAACGCACUGCAGCCAAACUACAAUCACCUGCCGGUCGCUUACCACGGCCGAGCUAGUUCCGUUGUAGUCUCCGGCACCCCGCUCCGGAGGCCGUGGGGACAGGCCUUGCCGGCACCUGGCGCCACCGAGCCGGUCUUUCGGCCGUGUGCGCGUCUCGAUAUUGAGCUUGAAAUGGGCAUGUUCAUUUGCAAGCCCAACAAUCUUGGAAGUCCGAUCCCUGUCAACGAGGCUGAGGAGUACAUCUUCGGAUAUGUUUUGAUGAACGACUGGAGCGGAAGGGAUAUUCAGCAGUGGGAAUACGUUCCCCUUGGCCCAUUCAAUGCGAAGAAUUUUGGCACCUCAAUCAGCCCUUGGGUGGUGCUCGCAGAUGCGCUGGAGCCGUUCCGAACUAAAGGACUGCCGAAUGAUGUGCAGCUGCAAUCAUAUUUGCGAGAGAACCGAGCUGAAAAUGUUCUGGACAUCAAUUUGGAGGUUUCUCUGUCUGCCUUUUAG